Rangifer tarandus platyrhynchus (Svalbard reindeer) is the source of this 1920-nucleotide messenger RNA. The record is from the annotation of a GenBank genome assembly. NCBI's taxonomy places the organism in Eukaryota, Metazoa, Chordata, Mammalia, Artiodactyla, Cervidae.
AUGGCAGCUGAAGUGCAAAUGGUACUUUAUGAAGAUGAUUCAGUGCAAGUGCAAUAUAUUGAUGGUUCCAGAUUGCAGCUUUCUCCCUGUGGCUCUGAAUUUUUAUUUGAAAAGGCACCUCCUGUUUCAGCACAUCCUUUACAACAGCCAGAAAGAAUUCGCCAAAGGACACACUUUGUUAUUAGUGCUUACCGAGAGCAGUUACAACGAGCCCUUGAUUUUCGUAACUCUUUUGCUACCUGUCCUUUUUUAUCUGAAAGCAUCAUACCUUCUGAAUUGAAAACGCGAAUCUUGAUUGAUGUCUCAGAAGUGAGAUGGCCCAGUCUUGACACUGAUGAUGGCAUGACAUGUAUGCAGAAUGGCACUGUGAGGAUAUCAUCUUUAGAUGGUCACGCAUACCUUUGCCUGCCCAAAUCUCAGCAUGAAUUUACAGUACAUUUUUUGUGUAAAGUAAGCCAGAAGCCAGACUCAUCUAUAGUAGUGUCUGAAAAAAAUAAUAAAGGCAAAAAGGACAAACAAGUUGAAAAAGCUGGCAAAAUCUGUACACCUGGAAGUUUAUCAGGACAGAGAAAACUGAAGAAUAAAGAAAAUGAAUUUUAUCAUCAGAUCAUGAAAUCCAAAGGACCUUCAGAGAAGAGUUGUGUGAAUGCAGCUGAAGGGAGGGAGGUGCUGUCUUCACCUGGUAUGAAAGACACAUGUGUAUACACAUGGGUAAAGCAGUGCUGGUCUGUGGCCUCCUGUCCAGAGGAAUGGAAAUACCCUUUGUCUUUAGCCCUUCAUUUUCAUAAUAAAAUCAGCAGUAUGUCUGGAAUUGAUGCAGAUAUCACCCAGAAGAGAAUGUUAACUUCUGAUGUUUCUGAGGAAAGAGGAAAAGAAGUUUCUAUUCUUCCCAAGGCCCUGUUGCUGAGCUGUCCUGCCCCACACUUGCACAGGUGGAGCUUUUCUGAUUCACUUUCACAGAAACAGUUUGGUGAAGAAGAAUAUUCCUACCAUGAACUAGUCAAAGUGGUUUGGUACAAGGGUGUUACCUAUAGACUUACCCAUAAACAUAUGAACUCAAUAGAGAUUUAUCCUGGAGAUGGAUCUGUUUUCAGAUCAGAAGGAGCUUAUUUGGGGAACUAUUUUACAUAUUAUUCCAUUCAAGAAGAAUCAGAAGAGAGAGAAGAGAAAACUUACUCAGUAAAUAACCUUCCUCCGGAUAGGCCAGGAAACCCAUUUUCUGUGUGUUCUCUAAUUAAACAGGCAACCAGAAUUCUUCAGCAUUGUGCCAAGAUGAGGCUCUCUCUAAGCCAUAACUAUCGUAUAUGCUGCUGGAAAAUGGUACCUGGGAUAAAUGACAGUAGUGUACUGCCUUUGCUUUUGAGAGAAUCCUUCAUGCCUGGCGUGGGAAGAUUUCUUGCGUACUCAGAUGACAAGGUACAUGCUAUCUUUUUAGAUGGCAUUACUUUAACCCUGAAUUGGAAUUUUGGCUCUUUUAUUGAAAAGAGACAGGUAAAUCAAGGUCUCACCUUAGGCUGGUGUAAGUUAACUUUUCCUGAUGGACAAAAUCAGUUAAUUCAAAUUCAGCAUCCCAGACCAUAUGAAAGAUAUGUGACAACAGUAAUAUCAUGGUGCAGAAGGCUGACCCAGAUUAGUCAGCAAGAAAUACCCAUACAUCCUUCAUCUUCUGUUCCUGAAGAAAGCUGGUCUGUGGCUUCUGAACUUGAAAAGAUACAGAAGUUUAAUUUGUUAUUGGAGAAUAGUGGUGUCCUAAACCAGAUUUCUCACAAGAAAAAUGAACAGUCUUUGGAUCGUUGUCAACCAAAAUCUUCAGAAACCUUGCUAAAAGAAGUUAAUGAAAAGAGUGUAUCAGUGGCAUUGAAAAAAACCUCUGAAAUCCUUCAGGAUAUUGACAAUCUUCUAUCAAACUCUAAAUGGUGA